UAAAAGAAAAAAGACAAUUAGUUUAAAUACUUAAAGUUUAAGCGCUUUUUAGCUACCUAUACACUUAUAACUUAAUUAACCGAACGGAAAAUGUGAAGCGCAAUUACAGCGAAAAACGAAACUAGCAAACUAAAAUCGACUGCAAAAGCAACAACUACGUCGACAGUGGCAAAAGUGUACAGUGGAGUACGUUGACACGGCGAUAGUUUAGCACAAAAAUAAUUUCAAUUACUUCACGUUAACAAUAAUACCCGCUCUUAUGCAAUCUAUUUAACACAAGUAAAGUGCAAAGUACAAAAACACAAUAAUUUACAAUAAAAAAGCACAAUAUUUGUAGAAAAAAAAAAGCAAACGAAAACGAAAACGAGCAAUCACUCUUGCGUGCGUAGGAACGCUGUGUGCGCUUUACCAGGAUACACACAGCGGGUACCACCCGAAAUUUCAAAGCAAGCCAAAAAAAAAAAACUGCCAUCAAAGCAAAUUUCCGUUGGACUGCAGCCGACGACAACUCAGCGGAGGAGGCUCAUCAGACAUUCAGCAAACACAAGAUUGCUGUUUUUAUUAGCAUUUUUAAAUGUAAAUAACGACUAACGAGUGCAAAAAUUCGGCUUUAAGCAAUGUCUAAGACACCAUCAUUCGAUAAAGAUCGCGACUACAUCGGCUUCGCCACAUUGCCCGAACAAGUUCAUAGGAAAUCGGUGAAGCGUGGAUUCGACUUUACGCUCAUGGUAGUCGGCGAGUCCGGAUUGGGCAAGUCAACGCUAAUCAAUAGCCUGUUCUUGGGUGAUCUAUACAAGACUCGAAUUAUACCAAAUGUCGAAGAGCGACUCGAGAAGACGACACGUGUUGAAAAGAAAACCAUGGAUAUAGAAGAGCGGGGAGUACGCUUGCGAUUAACCGUUGUGGAUACACCGGGUUUCGGUGAUGGGAUCAACUGUGAGGAUAGCUGGCGUGUAUGCACCGCCUACAUCGAUGAGCAGUUUCGUCAAUACUUUACAGACGAGAGUGGCCUGAAUCGACGCAACAUACAGGAUAACCGCGUGCAUUGUUGUUUGUAUUUUGUGCCGCCAUGGGGUCAUAGUCUGCGUCAAAUGGAUUUGGAUCUCAUACGACGACUCCACCGCAAAGUCAAUAUAGUGCUUGUCAUCGCCAAGGCGGAUUGUCUGACCAAAAAUGAAGUGCGCAAGCUAAAGGAGCGCAUACUGCAAGAUUUGGAGGACAACAAAAUACAAUUAUAUCAAUUCCCCGAAUGUGAUUCGGAUGAAGAUGAUGAUUUUAAGCAACAGGAUCGCGAUCUGAAGGCUUCAAUACCUUUCGCUGUCGUCGGCAGCAAUACGAUAUUGGAGAUAGCGGGCAAGAAAGUGCGCGGGCGUCAAUAUCCUUGGGGCGUUGUAGAUGUUGAAGAUCCCGAACAUAGCGAUUUCAAUAAGUUACGCACCUUCCUCAUCUCCACACACAUGCAAGAUCUCAAGGACACAACACAGGAUGUGCAUUAUGAGAAUUUCCGUGCACAAUGCAUCUCACAGAUAUCGCAACAUGCGCUGCGCGAGCGUGGCAAAUUGAAGCGUGAUUCAAUUAGUUCGACCAAUGGCUUUGAUGCGGCUAUUUCAGAGACAGAUCGAUUGCUGUUGCAGAAAGACGAAGAAAUACGACGUAUGCAAGAUAUGCUCACACAAAUGCAAGAGAAGCUGAAGCAGACUCACUUGAUGGAAAUGAAGAAGAAUGAUAGUGUUAUUGAUGUUUAAGUGAGGGGCGAGGGUUUUGAGCUUUGAACAUAAAGUCAGCUGAUGAAGGAAAAGAGAAACUCAUUGGCAUGGUUUGAGUGAAGCUUUAAUGCAGGCAUACAAUUUGAGAAACGAACACCUGUAUUGAUAUGAAUAACAAAUACCGAGUUAAAUAGUUUUUUCUCACAAUUGGACCACAUUUAUGUAGAACACACAUAGUAGAUAUUUCUUUGAAAAUUAGCCUAGUGAGGCUGUUAGAUAACACACAAUCGAACAAAUAUUUUUUUGUCUAAAUACAUAUAUACCUACUUAAAAGUGAUUUGAUUCUAAAAGCUGAAAAUUUUGCAAAUCGGAAACAGAAAGAUGUGCACUUCUCUGAAAACUGGAAAAUUUUAUAAACAAAUGCUUUGAAAACUAUCUGCGAACUGAUCCCUUCAAUCAUGAUUUGCACCAAUUUAACUUUUGAAAAAUUAUUUCUAGUGCAGUUCCAGAAAAAUUUUCAUUUCCAGUAGGACUUACGAGUUAUCAUAACAAAAUAAUCAAAAACAAAGCAGAAACAACGAUCAGCUGAAAAAGCAUAAUUUGAGUGCCGAAAGUAUUUGGUAAUUCAAACACACACAAAUACUUAUACAGACAUUCCAUGCCCACCAUUUUGAAAAACAAAAAAAA
This is a messenger RNA of Rhagoletis zephyria (snowberry fruit fly), 2393 nucleotides long. RefSeq names its product septin-2-like. The record is from RefSeq and is a predicted model, not a curated record. Gene Ontology annotation, molecular function: GTP binding. Lineage: Eukaryota; Metazoa; Arthropoda; Insecta; Diptera; Tephritidae.